Arabidopsis thaliana (thale cress) is the source of this 1328-nucleotide messenger RNA. RefSeq names its product plasma membrane intrinsic protein 1;5 (gene PIP1;5). Gene Ontology annotation, molecular function: channel activity. Gene Ontology annotation, cellular component: membrane; plasma membrane. The transcript is spliced from 4 exons. NCBI's taxonomy places the organism in Eukaryota, Viridiplantae, Streptophyta, Magnoliopsida, Brassicales, Brassicaceae. Gene Ontology annotation, biological process: transmembrane transport; water transport. The record is from RefSeq and is marked reviewed. The coding region runs from base 152 to 1015 and encodes 287 amino acids.
AACAAAUAUAAGAUUUUGGAAAUUAGUAGCAAAUUUAAUUAAUAAUUAUUUUUGCCUAAAUGAACCAAACUAUAAAACCUCCACAUACACCAGUCAUCAAAUUUACAGAGACAACAAACUAAAGUUGGUGGUGAUAGAGUGAGAGAGAAACAUGGAAGGCAAAGAAGAAGACGUCAAUGUUGGAGCCAACAAGUUCCCAGAGAGACAGCCGAUCGGUACGGCGGCUCAGACGGAGAGCAAGGACUAUAAGGAACCACCACCGGCGCCGUUUUUCGAACCCGGCGAGCUCAAAUCUUGGUCUUUCUACAGAGCAGGGAUAGCUGAGUUCAUAGCCACUUUCCUUUUCCUCUACGUCACCGUUUUGACAGUCAUGGGUGUUAAGAGAGCUCCCAAUAUGUGUGCCUCUGUUGGAAUCCAAGGCAUCGCUUGGGCUUUUGGUGGCAUGAUCUUUGCUCUUGUUUACUGUACUGCUGGAAUCUCAGGAGGACAUAUUAAUCCGGCGGUGACUUUUGGUUUGUUCUUGGCGAGGAAGCUAUCUUUAACCAGAGCUCUGUUCUACAUAGUAAUGCAGUGCCUUGGAGCUAUAUGUGGUGCUGGUGUGGUUAAAGGGUUUCAACCAGGGCUGUACCAGACGAAUGGCGGUGGAGCUAAUGUGGUGGCUCAUGGUUACACAAAGGGUUCAGGUCUUGGUGCAGAGAUUGUUGGAACUUUUGUUCUGGUUUACACUGUUUUCUCAGCUACUGAUGCUAAGAGAAGUGCCAGAGACUCUCAUGUCCCUAUCUUGGCUCCGCUUCCAAUUGGGUUUGCUGUCUUCUUGGUGCACUUGGCUACCAUCCCAAUUACUGGAACUGGCAUUAACCCGGCCAGGAGUCUCGGAGCUGCCAUCAUCUACAACAAGGAUCAUGCUUGGGAUGACCAUUGGAUCUUCUGGGUCGGUCCAUUCAUUGGUGCUGCGCUUGCUGCUCUGUACCAUCAGAUAGUCAUCAGAGCUAUUCCUUUCAAGUCCAAGACAUAAAGUUUCCUACAUAUUCUCUGAUCAUCAUCAAGCUAAGAAUAUAUCAAUCUUUAAUUCUAUAUGCUUUCUUCUUGUUUCCUAUGUCAUGUGUGAUGAUCUCUAUAUGUACCACUAGAGCUUUGAUCUUGUAACAGUGUAAAUGUGUAAUCUAUUAUGUAUCAAUGGCAUUGUAUCUUGUAACAUUAAUUAUGUCAAUGGAAGAAUACAUUGUGUACAUGUGUAAGCUCAGAAUCUUGUUUGAAUAUCACAGAGACAUAACUGAACUGGACAUAGGUAUGCUAAGUUGCUAACAUUGUCAAUAAGUGUUUCCAAU